This is a messenger RNA of Penicillium canescens, 534 nucleotides long. Its product is annotated as hotdog fold domain-containing protein. NCBI's taxonomy places the organism in Eukaryota, Fungi, Ascomycota, Eurotiomycetes, Eurotiales, Aspergillaceae. The coding region runs from base 1 to 534 and encodes 177 amino acids. The record is from RefSeq and is a predicted model, not a curated record. The transcript has 2 exons.
AUGUACAAGCACUCUUUGGCUACAAUUUUCUCGCGACCAUUCCACGGAUAUCGCUUUUCAGCGCAACCCCACCAGACAACCCCUCUUGGUUUAUGGAGUGGAGCACAGGAUCCAACUCUUCAUUCCAUCAAUGACUCUUCUGAUCAAAUGAUGCGUUCCUUAUUUCAAGGAUACAGUCCUAUUUUCAAACCUCAUUAUCUGGGGUGGGAGGCAGAAUCACUGCUGCGCCUGACUCCUUCCCAGCAAAUGUGCUACUACGAUGGCAAAUUGUUUGGUGGAUAUAUUGCCUUCCUGAUGGACCGUAUUCUUGCCGAUUGUUGCAAACGUGACAAACCAGCCUUCACUGCCUACCUGAACACAUCGUUCAUUCAAUCCGUUCAACCAUCAGCACCAAUACUUCUCCGAGCAUGGCCGGAAAAGGUCGAAGGUCGCAAGGUUUUUCUCAAAGGUUCUAUACAAAUCCCUGGAAAGGCACCUCAUGAUUGGGUUGAUGCUAUUCGGACAGACGCGCUCUUCAUCAGGCCAAAGCCCUGA